Messenger RNA from Schizosaccharomyces octosporus yFS286, 2798 nucleotides. RefSeq names its product CAMK/CAMK1 protein kinase Cmk2. Lineage: Eukaryota; Fungi; Ascomycota; Schizosaccharomycetes; Schizosaccharomycetales; Schizosaccharomycetaceae. The coding region runs from base 25 to 1494 and encodes 489 amino acids. The transcript is spliced from 5 exons. Gene Ontology annotation, molecular function: protein kinase activity; ATP binding. Gene Ontology annotation, biological process: protein phosphorylation. The record is from RefSeq and is a predicted model, not a curated record.
CAACAACAAAUACCAAAUGGCACUAUGUCAAUUUUGACGGGAUUUCGAAAAUUCAUUAAAGCCGUCAAACCAAAUAAGGACCGAAAGAAGGGCAAGAAAGCUCUCGGUUCAGAAAAGUCUGCUGACAUAACUAGCCAGCAAAGUCGUAAUGCAGAAGCUGAUUCUUCUGAAUCUAUUCAUUUUCCUGGUUUAGAAAAGUUUCAAUUAAAGGAGAAAUUGGGAGAUGGAGCCUACAGCAAAGUAUACAAGGCAUAUUCUUUCGAGCUUGAGAAAGACGUUGCUGUUAAAGUCAUCCGCAAGUACGAGAUGAACUUGAAACAGAGGAGUGGAGUUCAUAAGGAAGUGAAUAUAUUGCGAAGGAUUCAACACAAAAACAUUGUCACUUUGCUCGAUUUUAUUGAAGCAGAUGAUUUCUUUUAUCUUGUUUUGGAGCUCGCUGAGGGAGGAGAAAUUUUUCACAAGAUCGUUUAUUUCACUUACUUCUCAGAACAACUCGCAAGGCAUGUAAUAGUCCAAAUAGCAGAUGCAAUACAACAUCUUCACGACGUAUGUGGCAUCGUUCACAGGGACAUUAAACCUGAGAAUGUGUUGUUUAAACCAAUCCCUUUUCGUCCUACAGAAGGAUAUCAACCGCCCCCAUUAGAUCCGAUCAAGCGAGACGAAGGUGUUUUCACGCCUGGCGUUGGAGGUGGUGGUAUAGGCAAAAUUUUAAUUGGUGACUUUGGUUUCAGUAAAGUUGUUUGGAAUACGAAAACAUCUACUCCUUGCGGAACAGUAGGUUAUGCGGCUCCCGAAAUUGUAAAUGAUGAACUUUAUUCUAAAAAUGUGGAUAUGUGGGCGUUAGGCUGUUUGCUGCACACAAUGUUGUGUGGAUUUCCACCUUUUUUUGACGAUAAUGUGAAACUCUUGGCAUCCAAAGUUGUGAAAGGAGAAUUCGAGUUUUUAUCUCCUUGGUGGGACAAUAUAUCAGAAUCUGCGAAAGAUUUGGUUGCCCAUUUAUUGACAGUGGAUCCAAGAGAACGAUAUGAUAUCCAUCAGUUUUUCCAACAUCCUUGGAUUCGUGGUGAACCGAAGAUGCUUUUGGUUCCUUCCCAUAAGCCAAAAUUUUACUCGCGCUCUAUAGAUUCAACUUCUUCUUCACCUGGACGAAUGACAUCUGAUUUCAAGGAAAGACCAAAGAGAACUAUGGUUUCCCGCACAUCUAGUGCAUCUAUGCAUAAAUCACCAUCCAUUACUACUUUGAGUGAUGCAAUGAUGGUUGCAUAUGAUGCUCGUCGCUCUAACUUCCCUAACAGUCAGCAUAAAAAAGCCCAUUCUUCGAGAAUUAAUUCGGCGGCCGACCUAAUUGUUGAAGAAGAUUCGGGCGAUGAACAAACAGGAACGAGUUUCCCCUUUAGUGAUCUCUCCAACAGCGAUGAAAGAGAUUCUUUCCAAUUAGAUCUUGCUCAGUCGUCACUCAUUUCCAGAAGAUCUGCCCGGCGUAAUCCAAUGUAAAUUCAACCUUCAGGCCAAUCGCGAAAAGACAUUUAUUUGUAAUUAAUUUGAGAUGGUUUGUCUUGUAUAAGCUAUCUUUUGUGCUUUUAUUCAUUAACUAUACUUUCUUUCUCUUGCAUUCUGCCAUGUCUGGCAUAGCAAUUAUUGCUCGUUUAAGCUCAUACUGUUUCUAACUAUGCGACACGGUCACGCUAUUAAAGGACCCUACACUCUUUUAUUAUGUCUUUUUUUCGCUUCCUAUCUUUCAUAUUCUUGUGAUACAACAUAUACAAAACUAUAUCACCCAUCUUACUAUCUGAGAAUUUUGGUAUUAGAUAUGGGUAUUUGUAAAAAGGAUGUAAAACGUAGCCGGCAAAAUGAUGCAGACUUUAAAUCUAAGAGUUAUGUAAGUAUAUGUCAAGUAUUAUCUGGAGAUAUUAUCGCUAGCAAAGUAAAGCUGUUUUCUUUCUUUCCGAUGGAAGGACCGUAAAUGAGGGAACCGCCUAAAUUUCGAAAUAAAGAUGCUAAAGCGUCUAAAUACAUAAUUGAUUUAUAGGAAUGAGUAUCUUCACGCCAAACAUAAGGUUUUAAGUAAUAUGACCGGUUGUUUUCGUUGUGAAUGCGAAUAAGGAGGCAAAUCCAAGGAAGAAAGAACUAUUAAGCUAUCGUAUAAAGAGCUGUUCACCCAGGUAUGUAUUCGUCAGUUCUAUCAAUUAGGCAAGAAUUAUGGAUGGACAUAACAGGUAGUUCCCCCACCCCCUUUAAGCAUUCUUCUGAACGAGAUACAAUACGGUAGCAGGUAUGUAUAACACCAAGUUCCACAAAGGUGGAGUUAAUUUGACGACUAUAGACUUUACGGCCCAACCGAUUAGGAAAAGCAAAAGGAGAACAAUGGUAUUGAAAACAAAUGCUUCAUGAGAAGUAAAGACAUAUGGACCAAGAGUAACCUGAUAACGAUAGUAUUGUAAUCGAAGCCAAUUCAUGCGUUCUGGCUCAUAUACACCAUCGUAGUCCUUCUUUGCUUUGAUGAUCACUGGCUUUCCCAUUCUGUUCAAUUUAGUUAUCCACGUAAGCCCGAAAGAAAGAAAGUACUAUAUGGAAGCUACAAAGAGAGCUGCAAAUAGGAAAUCUAUUGACUUUCCUUUGAAUGAAACGGAAUACGCACAAUUUAGGAAAUGGGUAAUCGGUACAUAAGGCAUGUUGUGAGUCUUAGAAAAUAAGGAAUAUUACCUCUUUACGCUAAUAUCUUGUCAAUUAUAAAUACACAGAUGCAAUAAACGUAAAUAAACAAAUAAAAAAUAAAUUAAGGAUUUUUAACAGCUGGG